AUGAGCAACCACUACCAGUUCGACGUCGUGAUGACGUGCUCGGCCUGCUCAAACGCAAUUAGCAAAGUUUUGACAAGAAUGGAGCCCGAAGUGACCAAAUUUGACGUUUCCCUAGAGAAGCAAACGGUGGAUGUGCAAACGGAUUUGGCAUAUGAAACCGUUCUUGAGAAAAUCCAAAAGACCGGGAAAGAGGUUAAAGGUGGUAAAUCAGUCGGAGCGCAGCUAAUAUGA
Molecule: messenger RNA, 231 nt
Organism: Huiozyma naganishii CBS 8797
Lineage: Eukaryota; Fungi; Ascomycota; Saccharomycetes; Saccharomycetales; Saccharomycetaceae
Gene: ATX1
Product: copper metallochaperone ATX1
Exons: 1
Coding region: 1-231 (76 amino acids)
Biological process (GO): copper ion transport
Cellular component (GO): cytosol
Molecular function (GO): copper chaperone activity; metal ion binding
Source: RefSeq, a predicted model, not a curated record